Penicillium salamii is the source of this 1431-nucleotide messenger RNA. The record is from the annotation of a GenBank genome assembly. NCBI's taxonomy places the organism in Eukaryota, Fungi, Ascomycota, Eurotiomycetes, Eurotiales, Aspergillaceae.
AUGUCCGACGAUGAUUUUAUGCAGGAUUCUGGGGACGAAGAUUAUGACUUUGAAUACGAGGAUGCCGAUGACGACGAGUCCGGAGACAUUGGCAUUGAGAACAAAUACUACAAUGCGAAGCAAAUGAAGGCUGACAACCCGGAGGAGGCCGUGGAUGAGUUCCUAGGCAUAGCGCCCAUGGAACAAGAUAAGAGUGACUGGGGAUUCAAGGGUCUGAAGCAAGCGAUCAAGCUGGAGUUCCAGCUCGGGCGAUACAGCGACGCUGUCGAACACUACCGCGAACUGCUCACCUAUGUCAAAUCGGCCGUGACCCGCAACUACUCCGAAAAAUCCAUCAAUAACAUGCUCGACUACAUCGAGAAGGGAUCCGACGAUGCCAAAACCUACGAGUGUAUGGAGGAAUUCUACUCGUUGACCCUCGAGUCGUUCCAAAAUACCAACAACGAGCGCCUGUGGCUGAAGACCAAUAUUAAGCUGGCGCGGCUCUGGCUGGAGCGCAAGCAAUACGCCCAGUUGGGCAAGAAGGUUCGGGACCUGCAUCGGGCAUGCCAACGCGAGGACGGAUCGGACGACCCCAGCAAAGGCACUUAUCUCCUCGAGCUCUACGCUUUGGAGAUCCAGAUGUUCGCCGAGACGAAGAAUAAUAAGCGGUUGAAGGCCCUGUAUCAGCGGGCGCUGACCGUGCGGUCGGCGGUGCCUCAUCCCAAGAUUAUGGGCAUUAUUCGAGAAUGCGGCGGCAAGAUGCACAUGAGCGAAGAGAACUGGAAGGAGGCCCAGAUUGCGUUCUUUGAAUCCUUCCGGAAUUACGACGAGGCAGGAUCCAUGCAACGCAUCCAGGUGCUCAAGUACCUCGUGCUCACGACCAUGCUCAUGAAAUCCAACAUCAAUCCCUUUGAUUCCCAGGAAACCAAACCCUACAAAAAUGACCCACGCAUUUCGGCCAUGACCGACCUAGUGGACGCCUUCCAGCGCGACGACAUCCAUGCAUAUGAGGACGUGCUGAGCAAACAUCCGGACGUGUUGGCGGACCCAUUCAUAGCCGAGAACAUCGACGAGGUCAGCCGCAAUAUGCGCACCAAGGCCGUUCUGAAAUUGAUUGCCCCCUUCACCCGCUUCACGCUCCAAUUCAUCUCCAAACACCUCAAGAUCUCCGUCCCAGAGGUCCUGGACAUUCUGAGCUUCCUGAUUCUCGACAAGAAGCUCAAUGCCAAGAUCGAUCAGGAAAAUGGCACCGUGACGGUGGAGAGUGCGAGUGACGUGGAGCGCCUGCGUGCGGUGCAAGAGUGGAGCUCUGCGCUGCGCACGCUCUGGCAAACAACAUUCAACGGUGAGGGGCUGCGCGCCGAUGAAUCCACAGCCCCGAUCUUCCCGGGAUUUCGAGAGGAGCGUGCCCGGAAAGCACCCGUCAAACAGAAGUUAUCACACUGGUAA